Molecule: messenger RNA, 1616 nt
Organism: Odobenus rosmarus divergens (Pacific walrus)
Lineage: Eukaryota; Metazoa; Chordata; Mammalia; Carnivora; Odobenidae
Gene: CCSAP
Product: centriole, cilia and spindle-associated protein
Exons: 3
Coding region: 28-855 (275 amino acids)
Biological process (GO): regulation of mitotic spindle assembly
Cellular component (GO): spindle; cytoskeleton; ciliary basal body
Molecular function (GO): microtubule binding
Source: RefSeq, a predicted model, not a curated record
CGCGCACUCAGGCCGGCGGGAGGCACCAUGUCCCCGGGGAGCGGGGUGAAGAGCGAGUACAUGAAGCGCUACCGGGAGCCGCGCUGGGACGAGUACGGGCCGUGCUACCGCGAGCUGCUGCACUACCGCCUGGGCCGCCGGCUGCUGGAGCAGGCGCACGCGCCCUGGCUCUGGGACGACUGGGGCCCGGCCGGAGCCUCGGACGACUCGGCGUCGUCGGCGUCGUCCGGCGCCGGGGGCCCCGCGCCCCAGUGCGCCCCCGCCUCGCCGCCCGCGGAGCCCGCGGCGCCGGAGGGGCCGGAACGGCGGGCGCGCGGGCCGGCGGAGGAGCGGGGCGCCGAGGCGGCGGAGGCCGAGGAGGCCCGGGACGCGGAGAGCGUGGAGGAGGCGGCCGCUGCGGCUCUGCCAGCACUGCCAGUGAAAGAUACAAAAGAAAAACCUGAACAACAGAUCAGAACAAAAGAGACUGACAAGUUACCUAGCAGUACUGAACCUCGACAGCAACAAAGUGCCUUAUUUGCUAGAGGAAAUAGGAAAGCAGUCAAAAGUCCUCAAAGAUCAUCAAGUAAAAUAAAAGAGAACAAGCAUCCGUUUGCCCUUUAUGGGUGGGGAGAAAAACAGACGGAUACAGGAAGCCAAAAAACUCACAACGUCUGUGCUUCUGCUCCGGUGCAUGAGAUUCAUGAAUCAGCAUUACGAGCCAAGAACAGAAGGCAGGUGGAAAAAAGGAAACUGAUGGCUCAGAGGCAGCGUGCUCACUCCGUAGAGGUGGAGAAAAACAGAAGGAUAAAGCCUUCCCCCUCCGAGAACCCGUGGAUGACAGAAUAUAUGAGAUGCUACUCAGCACGAGCCUAAAGGCAGAAACGGUUGCUGGGACAGCCUCUUCGAAAAAGUGUAAAUGAAAGAAAGAAGAAACAGAACAAAAGAAAAACCAUCUAAAGACAACAGACACAGGUUUAAGAAACCAGUGGACGACGCAAGGUUUUUCGUGGGGAAUUUCCUAAAGACUGCUCUAUUUCGAUAGAUCCUGGUCACCUACCUCAGCUGUAGGGCGACAGUUGAAGCCAUAGACAUUUGGUUAUUUCUGAAGCUAAUUCCCUAACUAUUUGAUAUUCUUAUAAGGGUUUUGUUUUAAAGCAUCUUAAUCUUUUCAGACACCGACACCGAAUGCCUUUAAAUGGCUACAGAUGCUUAACACAGUAUUUUUGUCAGAUUAGCUGGAGCCUGUUUUCACCCUGUUCUCAUCACUUUCCAGAUUCCAUAGCCCGUAAGGUCAUUCCGACUUGCAGCUUUAGACCCAUUUUCCUUUUGUGGAGUUUUCUUUGUGAAAGAAUAGCUUGUCAACUGAGUUUUCAACACUAAUAUUGACUCCUUGUGUAGUGAAACCAGAACUUACUUGUGUUUCAGUUUCGGGACCACGUCACAGAGACUGUGAUAUUUAAGAAUUGUCUGUGUUGGGGGAGGGUUCUCUUUUCUCUUUAGGAUGUCACUGAGGCACUUAUUAUCUCAUAGUUUAAUAGAUCGAAUGCAUUCCAAUGAAUGAAGUGCCAGUGCUGUGUCUUUAGAGUAGUAUUGAAACUUUUUUUUAUUAUUAUUGCAACUUUUUUUUUUUUUUU